Messenger RNA from Quercus robur (English oak), 2607 nucleotides. RefSeq names its product putative disease resistance protein At1g50180. Lineage: Eukaryota; Viridiplantae; Streptophyta; Magnoliopsida; Fagales; Fagaceae. Gene Ontology annotation, biological process: defense response to other organism. Bases 1 to 2607 code for a protein of 868 amino acids. The record is from RefSeq and is a predicted model, not a curated record. Gene Ontology annotation, molecular function: ADP binding. The transcript has 3 exons.
AUGGCGGAGUUUGUUGUAUCCGGUGUAGUAGAAAGGCUUGGUAAAUUGCUUUUACAAGAAGCAAACUUCUUGUCCGGAGUGAGUCACCAAGUUGAGAUGCUACAAAAUGAGCUCAAACUAAUGCAAAGCUUUCUAAAAGUUGCAGAUACAAAGCAGGAUGAAUCAGAUCUUGUAAGGCAGUUGGUUACUCAAAUAAGAGAUCUUGCUUAUGAUGCAGAAGAUAUCAUUGCUACAUAUGCUCUCAAAGUUGGAUCUAGAGGCGUUAAGCAGUGCGCUUGCAUCUUGGGUGAAGGAAUUACAGUGCACCAGGUUGGCUCAAAGAUUGAUGUUAUCAAGACAAGAAUUUCUAAUUUGAAACAGAGUUUUCAAGACUAUGGCAUAGAAAAAUCAACAAUUCAAGCAGGCAGGCUGAGUUCUUUGACUGAGACGCAACGAGAGCAAAGACAAACAUUUUCUCAUCCUGAACAUGACGUUGUUGGGUUCAACGAUGGUCUAAAUAAAUUGGUGAAUUUUUUGUUGAAAGAAGAGGGAGGCAAAAGAGUUGCUUCCAUAUGUGGUAUGGGUGGUCUAGGUAAAACCACUCUUGCCAAAAUGGUUUACAACAACCCCAAAGUCAAGCAACACUUUAACUGCUGUUCUUGGGUAUAUAUCUCACAACAAUGUCAAAGAAGACCUGUUUUGGAAGAAAUUCUGAUUAACCUUCUCUCUCAAUCUCAAAAGGAUGAAAUUCAAAAGUCAGAUGAAGUAGAUAUUAUUAAGAAACAAAAGGAUCAAAUUCGAAAGUUAGAUGAAGUAGAUAUUAUUAAUAAACUUUACCAAGUUCAGUUUGAUCAAAAGUGUUUGGUGGUUUUAGAUGAUAUUUGGAAUGAGGAGGCUUGGAACAAACUACGUGAAGCCUUCCCAAAGGAGGCUACGAACAGUAAAAUUUUGCUUACCUCUCGUAAUCAACAAGUGUGUCAGCAUGUAGAUCCCGGAGGUUUCCAUUAUCAAUUGCAGCAUCUAAAUGAUGUUGAGAGUUUGGAAUUGCUUGAGAAGAUAGCAAUAUCUGGAAGAAAAGAUUGUGUGACCAAAACUAAAACUAAUGUGGAGAAGUUUGGAAAGAGAAUGAUUGGAUAUUGUGGGGGUUUACCGUUGGCAAUCAUUGUACUUGGAGGUCUUUUGGCAGCAAAGCAAACACAAGAUGAGUGGGGCGAUGUGCUUGGAUGCCAUUUCCCAGAGGAUUUUGAGAUACCUACAAGAAAAUUGAUUCGAAUGUGGAUGGGAGAAGGUUUUAUAUCACAAAUUCAGCACGAAGGAGAAAGAGAGGAUACAAUGGAUGAUGUGGGAGACCGAUAUUUAAGAGAGUUAGUGCAGAGGUGCAUGGUUUUGGUGGGGAAAAGAGGCUUACAUGGAAGGAUUAAAACUUGUCGAAUGCAUGAUCUUAUGCGGGAUUUUUGCGUAUCAAAAGCCCAAGAGGAAAAUUUUCUCCAUUUCACCAAUAUUCUUUCCAUGAAACAAUGUGAAGUGCAAAUCGGUAAAGUUCGAAGACUUGCUAUCAUUCCGAAAUCUGGUGAUAAUUACAUUGAGGGAGUUAAAUUCAAAGAAUAUCCUUACCUCAGGUCUCUUCUCCACUUUAUGCCUAGUCGAAAUUAUUCUCAAUUUAAAGAGUCUUGUUUCAAGAAAUUCAAGUUGGUUAGAGUCUUAUAUUUGGAGAAUUUUAACAAAGACAACAAAAAAUUACCUAAAGACAUUGGAUGUCUCAUCCACUUGAGAUAUUUAUCUCUCAAAGAUAGCAAUAUAAAUAAGGUGCCAUCAUCUAUUGGCAAUUUGAGGUGCUUGGAGACAAUAGAUUUGCGGAUCCACUCAGACGACUCAUAUGAACCGAUAGUGCCAAAUGUGUUUAAGUAUAUGAAACAAUUGAAGCAUCUUUAUUUACCCUACGUUUAUAGGGUACGUUUUGAGUUGGAACUAAGUAAUCUUAGUUAUUUGCAAUCAUUGGUGAGUGUUGAUCCCAAAACCAUCCAAAUUCCCACAUGGUUCAAACUUAGCCGUCUUCAACUUCUUAAAGUGAGGAUUAAUAAACAGGCCCAAGAUGCAACACAAAUACUACAAAUACUAAUAUCAAGGUGUCCACAUUUAGAAAAGCUAAAUAUAUUUAAACCCAUAAAGAAGCUUCCAGAAGCUCACCAAUUCUCUCCAUAUCUAUUUAAGUUGAUUUUAUGGGGGACUAACCUUGAGGCAGACCCAAUGGCAACGUUAGAGAAGUUGCCCAACUUAAAACUCCUCCGCCUUUUUGGCAGCUUCUUUCAAAUGAAGAAUAUGGCUUGUUCUGAAAGAGGAUUUCUUGUACUUCAAACUCUUGUCAUUGGUUUUUGUGACAACUUAGAGCAGUGGAGGGUGGAGGAAGGAGCCAUGCCAAGUCUCAGCCAUUUGACAAUUGAUAGCUGCCAAAGCUUGAAGACUAUUCCAGAUGAAUUGAGGUUCAUCACAACCCUCAAGGAAUUGGAGAUCAAACACAUGCCAAAGUCAUUCAAAGAUAGGCUUCAUGAAGGAGGACCCGAUUUUUACAAAGUCCAACAUGUGCAGAGAAUGGUAAUCAGGUACAGUAAUGAAUUCUUGCAUAUUUGA